AUGUCGAAUAUGUGGAUGCUAUUCGGUCUUAUUAUCAUAUCACAAUAUUCUGUCUUUGCUAUCGGACUUUCCAAUAAGCAAGGAAAGGGACUCGAAAAAUUGGGUAUAACAAGUAAUAAUCCAAUCGGCAAGGUAUGCGCAUUACAGUCGACCAACGGCCCCAAAUCCCCGUCAAAAUCAAAUACAUUAUAUUAUUCAAGACAAAUCGAAAAUACGGCCCCAAAGAAACUGAAGGGUAAGCAUAAACCCAAACCUAGAUCUAGAUCCAAAAAGCGAGUAAACCCACAAAUCUUCCCGGGUCCCACAAAAGCCACUCUGCUCCCUACUAUCCUCGCCGGAACACCGACCCACAUUCACAUAUGGAUAGCCGCCACCGAAUCCUCCGGCAUUUUAACAACAUACACUAUCUCCACCCCGUCUCCAAAGCCCACGUUAGUGUAUAACUGUAAUAUAGUCCCCGCAUUAUGCAAUGCUGCUGAAAAACAUUUGGGUGUUGGGGUGGCGACUACUACACUUAUAUACGAUAGGUGGAAACCAGAGCGUGUUGAUGGUGUGAAGAUGAUCAAGGGUCGUUCGCGGGUAGAUGAAAGGCGGAAAUAUGCAUGUGGGAAUGGGAGGAAAUUAUUACCGUUUGAAGAGCAUAGAGGCGUUUUGAAGUGUCCUGCUGUUGAUUCUGUAUUUGGAGAGAAGACGCAGAAGGUUCAGCCGGGGUGGUUUACUGUGCAAUCUAAAGUUCUUAUCACGACUAAGAUUGCGGGGGAAGUAGUCGUAUUGACAACAUACACACCGGUGGUAUUUCCAGUGAAAUUUAUGGGGGCGAAUACGGUCGUAUUAAAUGACGGUGAAGAAGAUAUGACUACCAAAACAGUAGAGAACAAACUGGCGAUCGAGACGGAGGUCAAUGGGGUUAUGAUGAAGGAAAGGAUACCUUACAUAUUUAGUUGUGAGGAGUUUCCACCGGCGACGAGUAUACAGGGAGGAAUUGGAGCCGAUACAUACUGUGCGCAGAUUAGACAACCGAUGGGAUUUGCAACAGAGCAGAAUUGGCAGGGGUUUGCAAUUGCUAGUUUGAGGAACUACGCACAGAAGUCUAUGCACGGAUUCGACCCGCUACAGAAAAACGAUUAUACAACUACAAAUACACUAUUUGAAUACGACUUUGAAAUGAGAUAUUCAAACGGGUGCGGCGCGGUAUGGGUUGAGGGUGGUAGUGGUGACGUUGAGUACUGUUAUGGUCCUUGGGGUCCAAACCCGAAAGAUUGCUGUGGGAUUCAAGAUCAUACGGUGCCAACGGAGCAUGAUGUCAGUGCUAGUUUCGAAUUACGCAUCCAAGAUCGAAGUAUUGUGGAUGAAUUGGACCUUGAAGGAGAGAGGAAGGACGGGAUAUCAAUGCAUCCUAUCAAAGGUUCGCUUAACGGUCCUGAUAGUCUGCGCCUACAACCCGAAACGAGGGUUCUGGGCGUAGAAUGGGAUUUCGGAACCUUCAUCGGCCCCGAAGGGAGUUAG
This is a messenger RNA of Orbilia oligospora ATCC 24927, 1506 nucleotides long. RefSeq lists its product as uncharacterized. NCBI's taxonomy places the organism in Eukaryota, Fungi, Ascomycota, Orbiliomycetes, Orbiliales, Orbiliaceae. The coding region runs from base 1 to 1506 and encodes 501 amino acids. The record is from RefSeq and is a predicted model, not a curated record. The transcript has 3 exons.